Molecule: messenger RNA, 459 nt
Organism: Aegilops tauschii subsp. strangulata
Lineage: Eukaryota; Viridiplantae; Streptophyta; Magnoliopsida; Poales; Poaceae
Product: probable E3 ubiquitin-protein ligase RHA4A
Molecular function (GO): zinc ion binding
Source: RefSeq, a predicted model, not a curated record
AUGGUCGACCCUUUUAUGGUCUUGGCCCUGGUUUGUGUUUUCGGGCCGUUUCUAUGUGGCUUGCUCUGCGCCUGCCCCUGCGCGAGUGCAAUCACGUCGCACCCGUUGCCCGGGCCGGCGCCGCCGCCGGCGGUCGUCGCCGCCACAAGUCCAAGUCCAAGCGACGCAUUGCCAGAGCCAGUUGUCGUGGAGAAGCCGCAGCUGAGGUACUUCCUGUACUCGGCGGCCGCCGCCACGGAGGAGGAUGGCGGAGUGAGGGGAGCGUCGGUGGUGGUGUGCGCGAUCUGCCUGGAGGCGCUGGUCGGCGGGGCGGAGUGCAGCGAGGUGCCGGCGUGCCGGCACGUGUUCCACCGGGGCUGCCUCGCGCUGUGGAUCGGGAGCAGCAACACCUGCCCGCUCUGCAGGAGGCCUGUCGUGCUGGGGUUAGAACCCCUCUCGGUAGCCGAGGAGAUGGUCUAG